Dendronephthya gigantea is the source of this 1483-nucleotide messenger RNA. RefSeq names its product acyl-protein thioesterase 2-like. Lineage: Eukaryota; Metazoa; Cnidaria; Anthozoa; Malacalcyonacea; Nephtheidae. Gene Ontology annotation, cellular component: cytoplasm. Bases 530 to 1036 code for a protein of 168 amino acids. Gene Ontology annotation, molecular function: carboxylic ester hydrolase activity; palmitoyl-(protein) hydrolase activity. Gene Ontology annotation, biological process: protein depalmitoylation. The record is from RefSeq and is a predicted model, not a curated record. The transcript has 10 exons.
UCCUUGUGGGAUUUUGGAAGGGAGAUUGCCGUGAUCUCUCCAUUUCAAAAUGCGUUCUUUUACGAGCCUUUCCUUGUGUUUUCUCCGCCAUCUUGGAAUCCUGCGCGCUCGACCUAGUCCCCGCGCGUCUCUUCGAAAUUUUGUCUCAGUUUUUGAGAAGAAAUUUAAAAGUUUUGUCUUCAAAUUUUAUCUCAAAAAAAAGUGUAAAAUUAGAAGAAAAAGGCUGGAUUUAUUUUAUAUAUAUUUAUUGGUUUUGUACAUGUUAAAUAUUGCUAAAAAGAUGGCUGCAAACUUUACUGUGAAGCCAACUGCAAGGCAUACUGCCACGAGAUGUUAUGUUGGUCUUUGUGUUUUGUUUGUUGGAGUUCCUAUCGUGUCAAAUUAGCCAUUUCAGUCAAGAAAUUCCCUUCUGCUGCAGGCAAAUGUAAUAUUCUUACAUGGUCUUGGAGAUAAUGGCUAUGGUUGGUCCGAAGGCUUCUCGGCAAUCAAAGAGCCUCAUAUCAAAUAUGUCUUCCCAAAUGCCCCAGUCAUGCCUGUUACAUUAAAUGGUGGAUUAAUGAUGCCGUCAUGGUUUGAUCUUUAUUCUCUUACACCAACUGGCAAAGAAGAUGAAGCUGGAAUAAAAAAAGCCGCUGAUAAAUUAAAAGGUUUGAUUGCUGAGGAAGAGAAACUAGUGCCAUGCAAUAGAAUUAUCAUUGGUGGAUUUUCUCAAGGUGGUGCAGUAUCAAUGUACACAGCUCUGACAUUAGAUAAACAAUUGGGCGGACUUCUCUGCCUUAGUACAUGGCUACCCUUACAUAAAACUUUCCCAAAGGCAUUGAAAUGGCAUUCAAGUACACCAGUAUUGCAGUGUCAUGGUGAAGCUGAUCCAAUGGUACCAUUUUCCUUUGGAAAAAUGUCUUCUGACCUUAUCAAAUCCUUAGGCAGUUCAAACAAUGAAUUCAAAACAUAUCCUGGACUUGGGCAUAGCUCCAAUGAACAGGAAAUGUCAGAUAUAAAAGAAUGGAUUUCAGGAGUCCUCCCAUCAAAAGAUUGACUAUUUAAAUCCCAGUUGUGACUCCAGUCUUGAUGUGUUUCAAAAAAUCCUCCUGAAGUGAUUGAAGAUUCCAGGAAAUUGUCAUGUACAAAUCUGACUUUCUAAUUUUGCUAUUGGUAUUUUGCAAUGUCUGAAUUUAUUGUCAGAAAUCAAAUCGUUUUUGGUUACUUUAGGCAAUGUACUGUACUAAGAGUUUUCAUCACUUUACACUUUUUAAAAGGCAAUAGCCCUCUCAUGAACUUCAUAAAAAAUCCUGAAUCUUAUUGAUACCUCGUCCUGCAAUUGUGAAAGAAUUGGUUACAAUUGAAACUGAUGGUCGGAUGGAAUAAAACACAAAUCUAAUAUACACAAUUAUUAUCAUAAAAUUAUCCUAGCCCUAGGUAUUUCUUUAAAAAUAUUUACUAAAUUGAGCGCUUAUUGUACAUAUUUCUUAAUUAUCUGACCCAG